Molecule: messenger RNA, 459 nt
Organism: Phytophthora nicotianae INRA-310
Lineage: Eukaryota; Oomycota; Peronosporomycetes; Peronosporales; Peronosporaceae
Exons: 4
Coding region: 1-459 (152 amino acids)
Source: RefSeq, a predicted model, not a curated record
AUGACCACAAAAUUCACAAACAUUUAUGUCGAAGCCAACUCAAUCGUCGUAAGCUCCCACAAGGACGAUCUGCUAAUCCGACUCUUUCACGCAAACGCACGAAGCGUCCCCGGCAACGAGCAUUCAAGCUCUCGUGAGGUCCUCUGGGCAGCGUCUGACCGCAUUAGUGAGCCGGACAGUGAUAUGUCGUCUUUCAUCACCUCCAUCGACAUCCUUGUGGCCAAUGUGCUCGCGAAAACACGUCGACACCGACUGCGUCAGAAGAAACCAAGCGAUAUGGAUAAACAAAACCGUGGCGCAGUCGACGAACAGAUCUCAACUGGGAUCAUCUGGUUGGGGCAGCUGGCGGCCAUGAUCAUUUUGAUGUCGAUUGUAGCUGAGCAGGAGCAGCUUGUUUUGCCAGUGGCACAUUGUCAUGACCCACCACAGAAGUUUCUUCGUGGCUUCAUGGCUCAGUGA